AUGGCGUCCAAGCGUGUCCACGACUCCGUCGGUGGCACCGAAGCUCCUCCUCCGCGCUCCAAACGUGCACGCCCGUCUCCAGACCAGGAGGAGUGCAAGACCGAUAGCCAGGAGCAACCGUCCGAGGUCGAUGCGUCUUCCCCGCAGUUCCCGAGGCUGCAGCACGUGUCGUUCCCCGUAGCGAUCGCGGCGCUUCCUCACGUGCUGCGGCUCAUUGACACGAUGGUGGUGGCCCCAGAGGAGGCUCUGGUUGAGGCGACGUCCACCCACCAAGUGGAGUGGGUGGAGCAAUUGUUGCAGAGGUUCGACGACUGCUCCCUGGAGGGAGCCAUGAUCCAGGCAGCGACAAAUGGCUACACGGAUGUUAUCGAGCUGCCACUGGAGCAUAUUGAUGGGUACAAUUCGGAAGACGACGAGGUGGAGUUCGAUGACAAUACGAAGGAGUUCGUGCGGAAGGCGGCCGAAGUCGCGGCCGAGCACGGCCACUGUGAGGCUGUGCAGGUGCUGAUAUCGCUCGUUAUGGACUUUGAUUGGAGCCGCUACUCGUCGGCCUUCUACCAUACAGCUCGAGGUGUUCUGGACGCGGCGGCUGGACGUGGCCAUCUUAAUGUGGUAAGAUUCAUGGUGCAGCACGCCCAUCAGUAUCGCUACAACCAGCGCUUUUCCAUUUGGGCUUCUGUCGACACGUUGGAGCAUGCGCUUGCUGGUGGACACCUCGGUGUGGCAAAUUUCCUCAUCGACUACAGCGACAUCUUUUGGAAUCUCAAGCGAGCUUUCGUUGUUGCGAUGGAAAGGGGACUCACGACGGUCGCGGACAGAAUUGCUGGCGUCUUUCCAGCUUGA
This is a messenger RNA of Phytophthora sojae, 843 nucleotides long. RefSeq lists its product as hypothetical. NCBI's taxonomy places the organism in Eukaryota, Oomycota, Peronosporomycetes, Peronosporales, Peronosporaceae. Bases 1 to 843 code for a protein of 280 amino acids. The record is from RefSeq and is a predicted model, not a curated record. The transcript has a single exon.